Messenger RNA from Eufriesea mexicana, 5960 nucleotides. It is a transcript of the gene Ubr1, whose product is annotated as Ubr1 ubiquitin ligase. Lineage: Eukaryota; Metazoa; Arthropoda; Insecta; Hymenoptera; Apidae. Bases 529 to 5805 code for a protein of 1758 amino acids. Gene Ontology annotation, biological process: ubiquitin-dependent protein catabolic process via the N-end rule pathway; protein ubiquitination. Gene Ontology annotation, cellular component: cytoplasm; ubiquitin ligase complex. The transcript has 3 exons. The record is from RefSeq and is a predicted model, not a curated record. Gene Ontology annotation, molecular function: ubiquitin protein ligase activity; zinc ion binding.
GUAACUGUGUAAAAGUAUUGCUUAUCAUUUCGUUUUGAAAUGUUAAAACUUGAUUGAUUGAUAUUGUCGAAUAUUCGCGUCUUUGACACGAACAUGCGAUUAUUGUGAGACGACUACUGUCAAGUAUUAUCAUAUACGUAGUUAAAAAAUCACGUACAGAUUUUGUAUAACAAAGAACUUUCCAAUAUCUUUUAUUAACCUUGGCCUGGUCGUCAUAACAAUUAUGAUUGAGUAGAAAUGAGAGCAUUAUGUGAAGUAAUGAAAUUGUAUCAAGUCUCAUAAUUUAUAUGGAUUAAGGUACUCCAAAUAAUAAAAUUCUACCAAUGAUUUUGAUGUAUUUAAUGUUGAUAUGUUGGGUCAAAUAACAAUGUAAAAAGCACUAAACAAUAAAUCUACUUUACGUUGCUAUAUUAUAUCAAGAACUGUGUUGAUUCUAUGCAUUACAGUGUAUACAUUGUUUUGGCAAUUUAAAUUAUAACAAUAAGUAACAAGAAUUUACAAAAACAACUAUAUUCAAGCCCUGAAAAUAUGGAGCCACCACCAUCUUUGUCCAAUUUUCAGAAUUUUAGUCAUCCAUGUGUAAGUGUGUGGAUGGAAAAAAUGAAUGAAGGAACAUUAUCAUGUACCCAUUUUAAAGAACAUUGGCGAGUCUGGGUUCCAAAAAUAUAUAGUCCAGAACCAAAUAGUAAUUGUUUAGAUUUGGUUUUUGAUGAAGAUACAGCACAAAAAGUACUUUUUCUUACUUUAGAAGAAUUUAUUUGUAAUGGAGAUCCAAAGGUUGUACUAAAAGAAUUAAGUCAAAUGGAUAAUGUGAUAUGUGGUAAAGUGUUCAAAAUGGGUGAGGCUACAUACAGUUGUAGAGAAUGUGGUGUGGAUUUGUCAUGUGUUUUGUGUGCAGAUUGUUUUAAACAAUCAGCUCAUCGUAAUCAUAAGUAUAGAAUGGGUACAUCUGCAGGUGGAGGAUUUUGUGAUUGUGGAGAUACAGAAGCUUGGAAAAAAGAACCAUUUUGUAACACACAUUUAGCUGGUAUCCAAGCUAAAGAAUCUCAUGGAAACAAAUUACCUGGAGAUAUAGCAGAAAGAGCAGUAAUAACUUUUGAGGCAGUUCUGAGAUAUUGCCAUACAAUGUUAUCUAUGGAACAUAAACUUGAAUUACCUCCUGAUUUGCGUUUUAAUAAUACAGAGGAUGAUGAUUCUUUAUCACUACUAUUAACUACAGAUGAUUAUUGUACAGUUCUUUAUAAUGAUGAAACUCAUACAUUUGAUCAAGUAAUUACUACACUUACACGUGUUAUGGAUUGCUCACAAAGAGAUGCAUUAGAAUUUGUAACAAGUGUUGAUAGAGAUGGUAGAGCUGUUGUAAAAUGUGCUGAAUUCCAACAGUGUAAGGAUUUAGAGAAUGAUAUUGAAAAAUUCACUGCAAGACAUAGCAAUCGACCAUUAAAUGUACUUGUAGUUCAUGCUCAUGUAAUUGCUCAUCAAAUAUUCGCCAUGAAACUUUUACAUUGGCUACAACAAUUUAUAAAUCCUUAUGAGGGAUUUAGAGUGCUUUUCAGUAAUGUUGCACUUAAUACUAAAUUACCAGUUAUUUCUAUCGUAGAAGGUAUACUUAUGAAAGAUUCGCAACUAUGGAAAUCUGCAAGAACAGCAUGGCAUAGAUUAUUGAUGUCAGGAAUGCUUAUGGAAUAUGAAAGCAAAAAAGCUUUAGCAAUUGUUUUUACAAAUAAUUAUGGUUCUAUUAUGAAAGAUUACAUUAGAGAUGAUCACGAUCUCUUGUUUUCUAUUGUUUCAUUUUCUGUGCAAUUAUUCACUGUUCCAACACUAGCACAUUAUCUGAUUGCACAUCGUAAUGCGUUGUUCAUCAUACUAAAUGCAUUUAUUUCGGAAAGUUCGCGAAGAUGCAAUGCAGCAGGAAAGUUGGAAUUUGAAAGAGAUACUCCUAAUAUUUCAUUUAAAAGGGCUCUAUAUAUGCUUCAAGAUUUACGGUAUUUGCUGACCUCCAAACCAGAUGUUUGGACUGAUGAAUUAAGAAAAAGCUUUUUACAAGCAUUUUCACGUUUGCUCACAUUACUUAGUAGUAUGCAAUGUAUGGAUUCUGUAGUAAGACACGUUAAUCAACAUAUGGAGUAUGAACCUGAAUGGGAAUCUGCGUUUAACUUACAUAUUAGGCUAUCUCCAGUCAUUAGCCUCUUUUUACAAUGGUGUGGUUCAGAUCAAAUUGUUUUAAUAAAAGCUUUUCGCCUAGUUUUAAAAAAGCUAUAUGAACAACCAGGGCAUGAGAUUGGUCCACCCCAAGUGAGAGAAUUAGCAGAUCAUAGUGCAACAUGUCUUCAGUAUGAUGUAUCAUUUCAACGAGUAUCUAUACAUCUUCCACUUUCAAGGCUUUUAGCAGGUCUCUUUCCAUAUCUUGAAAUGUAUGAUUUACAUUUCCAAUGUGCAGAGUUUAUCAAUCAUACAAAACCAACAUUAGAACAGAUUAUAGAACCUGUAUUAGCAACUCAAGUAAUGAUUGCGCAAGUCCAUAGUGGUAUGUGGAAAAGAAAUGGAUAUUCUUUGUUGAAUCAGUUAUAUUUCUAUCAUAAUGUUAAAUGUCGUUUAGAAAUGUUAGACAGAGACAUCAUCUUGCUGCAAGCUGGAGCAUCUUUAAUAGAAAGUAAUGAAUUUCUGAUCCAUGUUUUAAAUAAAUUUAAUAUUUUACAAUGGGCAAGUCCAGAUUUUGAUGUGAAUGUUCCAAAAUGUCAUGAAGAUGGCAGUACUAGACAGACUUUGGUUGAAGAAUUUCUAGGAUUUCUUAUAACAAUAAUAGGAGAAAGAUAUGUUCUUGGAGUUGGACAAGUUACUGCUGAUGAUAUUUUGAAAAAAGAAAUCAUUCAACAAUUAUGUAUCAAACCUCUUUCUCAUUCAGAGCUUAGUAAAACAUUAUCGGAUGAUAUGUAUUUAGAAACUGAAAUGGAAAGGGUAAUACAAGAUAUUGCAGAUUUUAAGAAACCUUCACAAGCAUCAGGAGCAAAAGGAGUCUAUGAAUUAAAAUCUCAUCUAUAUUCAGAAUAUAAUGUAUUCUUUUACCAUUAUACAAAAGAGGAAGUAAGUAAUUCUGAGGAAACACAACGAAAACGAAGGAAAGCUUUAGGAGAAUUAGAAUGUUGUCCACCUCCUAAGCUUCCUAAAUUAACAGAAGGAUUUAGUUUGGUAACUAAUUUAUUGCAAUGUGAUGUUAUGUUACAUAUUAUGCAAAUUGUAUUAGAAAGAGCACUUAAUUGUAGGCCCUAUAGAUUUUCAGAAUCACAAGUACAUAAAAUUUUACAUCUUAUUGGCUAUGCUCUUCAAGAACAAGAAUCUAAUUAUUAUCCUUUUUUUGCUUUUACAACAAGAGCUGCAAAAUGGAAAAUUUAUAAGUUGUUAGAAGAUUUAUCUAGUAAUCCACGUAUAGAAGCUCAUAAAGAUUUAUUAACUUGGACUCUAACAAAAUACAAAGAAGUUGCUGGCAAUACUCCAAUGGAAGUUAGUACAACAGCUACUGCACCAUGUACAGAAAAUGUUACAAGUAAACAUGUUGAAAUGAAGAAAGAGUGGAGAACAAAAAUGGUAGCCAUAAAACGUGAAAGAAUAAUGGCUCAGAUGGCUGCUAUGCAAAAGCAUUUUAUGCGAAAAAAUGCUGAAUUGUUUGCAGAACCUGCUUUAGAUACAGAUAAAUCUAAUAAUGAAGACUCUAGUAUGAAUUCAGAAAAAUGUCCUCGAAAAAUACCUGUUGCUGUUGGUAUUAGACAAACAGAAAGAAUUUCUGAUGAAAAAACGUAUAAAACUUGUAUUUUAUGUCAGGAAGAUCAAAUUGUAACUGCAGCUGGUCCAGCAAUGGUAUUAGCUGCAUUUGUUCAACAAUCCACUGUAUUGUGUCAAUACAGACCUAAUACUGAUGAACCUGAUCCAUUAUAUCUUUCUGCAAAACUUGGUGCAUCACCACACACUAGUACUUGUGGUCAUAUAAUGCAUCUACAUUGUUGGCGAGAGUAUUAUGGUAAUGUAAUUGCAAAAGAGAGUAGAAGACCAUUCCGUUCACGGCAGCCAGCAAGCUUUGAUGUGGAAAAACAAGAAUAUCUUUGCCCACUUUGUGAAUGUCUCAGUAAUAUUGUUUUACCACUUUUACCAGCUAUAAGUAUAUUGCAACCAAUUUCUCAAGAACAACCUGAACUUGAUUUUGAUACAUGGUUGAAAGCUUUAAAUAUUAUAGUACAAGAUAAUAACUAUGAUAUAAAUGGAUUUUUCGAUAAAAUAAAAUCUAUUAAAGACAAACAUGAUCCGACAUGUUGGUAUUGUGUAAGGCCACUUCUAUGUCAUAUACAAGCUAUUCAUGAUGAACUUGGAAAUGUAGCAAAUAUAUUUCAGUCAGUUUAUAGUCAGCCUCGUCCAUAUAUUUCGAUUGAUUUACUAUCUACAAUUCAUCAUUUUGCACAAGCAGCAUAUACAAAGGAAUUUGGCACUGUACAUCACGAAGAUGACAACAGGGUACCAUUAUUAGCAUGGAAAUCGAUAGCGUAUAGUAUUCAUGCUAUAGAAUUCCUUCUACGUGAUAUGGAUAAACCUUUAUUCGGUGCAUUGUCAUAUAGACAAAGAGACAGUUUAGAAGGACUUGUUAGAAUUUCAGCUGUUUUAGCAUGUAAAUAUAAUAUACAAAUUGACAGACAAAUUAUUCAAAAUAAUGCACUUCAUCUUUUAACGCUGUUAUUAAGAAACCACCACGAAGGGCCAAGUAUUUUAGAUUGGGAUCCAUUUGGAGUGCUUAUUCCUUUAAUUAACUCAUUUCCCAGUCUCUUUUGUACAAGUUUUAAAAAAGUACCAUCACUCAUUACAGGUGGAAUAAUUGAAUUCUAUGCCUUGCAACUUAUAUUUAUAGCUCUUAUAGUAAAAAUACUAUUAACAUCAGAUUUUAAUGAUGAGAUGGACAUAGAUAGCCCAGAAACAACUGAAAAUACAUAUUCAGAAUCUAUCCUCAAAUUGGUGCAAGCUCUAAAUGUCAAUAUUGGUACUCAAUCAGCUGCUAAUAUAUGGAGACGAAUCACAAAAGCUUCUUUGCCUUUUCUUAGAUGUUGUGCUCUCUAUUUUCACUACAUAUCUGAUGUUCCAGCACCAGAGGAACUAACUAAAGUAGGUGGAGCAACAUAUGAAAAUAUCUGUGCAUAUUUGGGAUUACCAACAACAUGUGAUGAAUUAAUAAAGCCAAAUUUAGAUAUAAUUAUAAGAUUAAUAAAUAUUUGGAAAAGUCAUCCCACUGUACAAAUGCAUCUAUCUGGUGCUAGUACACUCACAAUAAUAAAAGAACCUUUGAAAGUUAACAAAUUACUGGAGCUUCCAGAAGAUUAUAGUGAAUUGAUAAAUAUGAUAUCGUCGUUUACGUGUCCAAAUAACGUACGAGAAGAUUCUAAAACUCCAACGCUGUGUUUGGUAUGUGGCAAAAUGUUAUGUUCUCAAAGUUAUUGUUGCCAAUAUCAAUUAUACGAUGCAAUGGUUGGUGCGUGUACAUACCACGCAAUCAAAUGUGGAGCUGGAGUAGGAUUAUUUUUACGAAUACGAGAAUGUGAAAUCCUGUUUUUAAGAAUUUCAAAUCGAGGAUCUUUUGGUUGUGCACCUUAUCUCGACGAAUAUGGAGAAACAGAUCAAGGUUUACGAAGAGGAAAUCCACUUCGAUUGUGUCAUGAUAAGUACAGGCAAUUGAAUCAAAUGUGGUUGGGGCAUGGGCUAUAUGAAUCCAUAUCAAGGGCUAUUGAAUCUUCAAGUAGUCCUAUAUCAACACGAUGGCAGCAUCUAUAACCAUCCUAGGAUUUUUUAUGCUCUAGCUUGGACAUUUAGUUAUGGAUAAUAAAUCUAUAUUUAGCAUAAACAAUCAUAGCAACAAAUACUAUGAUUGUUAAUCAUCUGUUCGAUCAUCACAAGAAACUGAUGAAAUUAUUUAUUUUGAAAAUACA